AUGCCACCACCAGUAGGCCCCCCCCCAUACCCACCUCCCGAUGGAGGCUGGGGCUGGGUAGUGGUUGGAGCAUCUUUUAUCUCCAUUGGAUUUUCAUAUGCAUUCCCCAAAGCUGUCACAGUGUUCUUCAAAGAAAUUCAGCAAAUAUUCAAAACUACCUACAGUGAAAUAGCGUGGAUAUCAUCCAUUAUGCUGGCUGUUAUGUAUGCAGGAGGUCCCAUAAGUAGUGUUCUGGUGAAUAAAUAUGGUAGCCGACCAGUGGUGAUGGUAGGAGGUUUAUUAUGCUGUUUGGGAAUGGUCACAGCCUCUUUUAGUACCAACGUAAUAGAGCUUUACCUCACGAUGGGAUUUAUUUGUGGUUUAGGUCUAGCCUUCAACCUGCAACCAGCCCUAACGAUCAUUGGCAAAUACUUCUAUAAGAAACGACCCAUGGCUAAUGGCCUUGCCAUGGCAGGAAGUCCUGUUUUCUUAAGUACAUUGGCUCCUUUCAAUCAGUACCUUUUUAAUACUUUCGGCUGGAAAGGAAGCUUCUUGAUUUUGGGAGGUAUCCUGUUGAAUGCCUGUGUGGCUGGGUCUCUCAUGAGACCCGUUGAACCCAAACAAGUUACCAAUAAGUCUAAAAAUAAGAUUGGCAUAAGAAUGGAUGAUUCAGGUGUGAAGAAAAGCCAUAAGAAGAAAUCAGCAUGGGAGAAAGUCAAUAUGUAUUUAGAUUUCUCCCUUUUUAAGCAUAGGGGAUUUCUGAUAUACUUAUCUGGAAAUGUCAUUAUGUUUCUAGGGUUUUUUGCCCCCAUUAUAUUCUUGGCUCCAUAUGCUAAGGACAAAGGAAUUGAUGAGUAUUCUGCAGCUUUCUUGCUGUCUAUUAUGGCUUUUGUUGAUAUGUUUGCUAGACCUGCUGGAGGACUCAUUGCAAACUCCAAACUUAUCCGCCCCCGAAUCCAGUACUUCUUCAGUUUUGCAGUCAUGUUCAAUGGAGUGUGCCAUCUCUUGUGCCCAUUGGCAGAGGACUACACAAGCCUGGUGUUAUAUGCUAUAUUUUUUGGUCUUGGAUUUGGGAGUGUUAGCAGUGUCCUCUUUGAAACUCUCAUGGACCUGGUUGGCCCUCAAAGGUUUUCCAGCGCUGUAGGACUUGUCACAGUGGUGGAGUGUUGCCCCGUUCUUCUUGGUCCUCCUCUUGCUGGGAAAUUGGUGGAUCAAACUGGACAGUACAAAUACAUGUAUAUAGCCUGUGGGGCUAUUGUGUUCCUAUCGAGUGUGUGGCUGCUGAUCGGCAACGCUAUAAACUACAGAUUGCUUGCAAAGGAAAAGGAGGAAGAAGAAAGGAAGAAGAAACUGCAUACACCUGAGUCCAGAGAGUCUGAGCCCUUGAACAAAUCUAACCAUCAUGAUGUUAGCGUCAAAAGUACAAGAACAGAGAAUAAUUCCUCAGAAAGAGAAACUAAUAUUUAACAAGAAUCACAUCUCUGAUUUCAGUGUUUAUGACUUUCUUAGGAGUGUUUUUUUUUUUUCCAAAAUAUUGGGGAAGUUUUUACUUGAAAUGAGGAGUCAUAAUGAAGAACGGAGAUGAGAUUUUCCUCAAUGGCAAAUUUUUAUAAGUUUGUUUUUUAACACUUGUUUGGAUAGUCCAGUUUUGAGAUUAUGCCUAUAAAGAAUCCAUGCAAUGGGUUUAUUUCCAUACAUGAUUCUGGUUGUCAUGGUUAAAAUAAUUUUAAAGUCUUCCAGUCUUGGUUAUAGAGAUCUGAAUCCCAAACCUCUGGUUUAAGUAGUUAGAAAGCGUAUGUUUAAUCCUGUAAGAAUACCCUGUCCAAAUUUCAUUUUUUAGUGUUAAAUAGAAUUGAAGGAAAAUUAAUUUUCUUCUGGUGUGCACAUGCACACACACACACACACUCACCUAUAUGUACACACGUGCAUGGAGUAUCCAGCGAACAAAAGACAAGUAAGUUCAAAAAGAAUAUUAUCACUUUUUUUAACUUUAAAAAUAAAUCCAUGGAGAAUGAGGAAAUGUGUUAUAUCUGCAUACUACUUUACAGUGUGAAUUUUAAAGAUAAAAACAUGGAUGAAAAUGAGAAUGAUCUUAAUUUGAAAAUGCAACUAACUGUGUAAAAAAAAAUUUGCAUGUAUAAAAUAAAUUUGAAAAAAAAAAAACCCUCCAUUUUAAACCAUUAAUUCUGAGCACUGUUAGAUUUGAUUAAUCCAUGCACAUGAUUUCUUUGAGGACAGUCAUUAGUACCUGGUGCUAGAGAAUAGAACCCUCAAAUAAUUUUCAGAAUCUUACUUAAUAUGUAAACCAAAUUAAAAGCCUAAGUGACUCCUCACAAUGAGCUACGUUCAUUGAUUUUAAAAGGAUUUUUGUUACUAAUCCAGAAAGUAAUAACCAGGGAUUUCUUUUAAUCAGAACUCAGUCUAGACUCACUGUCAUACUGAGACUUCAAGAUGGAAUUUACUGGAAUCGUGGUUGACAGGCUGACAAAUAAGCCAAAUUCUAAUUUUUCCCAACACAUAACAGUGAUCAGAGGACUACUGCUAUGAGUGAUCUGAGUAAAGCUGACUAAGAGGGAGAGGUGCUUAUACUGAGCCCUCUCAGUUCUGUCAUUUCUCGCCCCUCCCUAAAAUGCAAAAGCAAAACACAGAAAUCCAAACAGGCCUUUCACCCAGCCACUGAAAUUCCUCACACUGUGGGGAAUGGCAGCACCUCAAAAUCCCACCCCGUCCUGGUGAGACUUCCUCCUGCCUGGGAACAUAACCGGGAGACUGGAGACUGUUAGAAAAGGUUUCUAGAACUGGAGACUUGCACGUAACUCUGUAUACACACUUGGGAAGGGUAGGCAUAGUUAAUCACACGAUAGCAAGAGGCCUGCAACAUGGCCGGCCAGUUUAAUUUAGCAGUUUCUCAUUUUCAUAACAAUGUUAAAACAUCUGAGAAUCUGAAUCAGCUUUGAAUAUUCAGGCAUGUGAUAGUUACUGUGCACUCAGAACUAUAAAUACCACUUAGAGUAAUACAAUACUUUUAAACAAGAAAGAAUUUGUGCCUUAUGGCUAAAGUAAAUAAGUAUUUACAUCAGUAAAUCUGAAGUUUAAAUUAAGAGUAUGAUUAAUAAAAAACAUUUAGUGCUUGAUUAUUGAAGUGAUGUUACUCUUAAGAUGUCAAAAGGAAUUUGCUGUUCAUUUUUUUUAAUUGCAGUGGAGGCAGAUGCUAUCUUAUUUCCUAUAAGAUUGCACCUGGACCCCAAGCUUUUGUAAUAGUUAACAUUAAGGAUUUGAUUUGUAAAAUUUAUGCACUGGUUAAGCAUGUGGCUCAUAUUUAGGAAGCUAUAAGAAGUCCCAUAUUUCAUUUAGCAUUCAUUUUGUUAGCAGAUGAAGAGGAAUUUGUAUUUUUUAAAUAUGAAAUAAAGCAACUUGUGCCAAUACCACAGGUAAAUAAAUUAGGCAAAAUGUGGCAAUGUAUGGCUGUUUUAAUUUAGUUUUGCCCAGUCUUGAGUCUUGAAUGAACUACUUUCAUAUUUUUAGUCCUUUUGUAUUCAACUCUGACUCAUCAUAAGAAAUGCAACAUCAUAAAUUGUGUAGUAGCUCUCCAAUCUUAAACAUUUCCAAAAAGUCUUCAAUUCUCUGAGGAUACAUAUUUAAAUUAAUAUACAUAUCA
Molecule: messenger RNA, 3637 nt
Organism: Neomonachus schauinslandi (Hawaiian monk seal)
Lineage: Eukaryota; Metazoa; Chordata; Mammalia; Carnivora; Phocidae
Gene: SLC16A7
Product: solute carrier family 16 member 7
Biological process (GO): transmembrane transport; monocarboxylic acid transport
Cellular component (GO): membrane
Molecular function (GO): monocarboxylic acid transmembrane transporter activity
Source: RefSeq, a predicted model, not a curated record